This is a messenger RNA of Hemiscyllium ocellatum (epaulette shark), 1287 nucleotides long. RefSeq names its product 5-hydroxytryptamine (serotonin) receptor 6 (gene htr6). The record is from RefSeq and is a predicted model, not a curated record. Bases 1 to 1287 code for a protein of 428 amino acids. Gene Ontology annotation, molecular function: G protein-coupled serotonin receptor activity; neurotransmitter receptor activity. Gene Ontology annotation, biological process: chemical synaptic transmission; G protein-coupled receptor signaling pathway, coupled to cyclic nucleotide second messenger. The transcript has 3 exons. NCBI's taxonomy places the organism in Eukaryota, Metazoa, Chordata, Chondrichthyes, Orectolobiformes, Hemiscylliidae. Gene Ontology annotation, cellular component: membrane; dendrite.
AUGGCCGAGGGGAAGAGCCCCGGGCUGGAGGAGCAGGCGGCUCCCGAGGGCAGGCAGUGGAUCGCCGCCUGUCUCUGCCUUAUCAUCAUCCUGACCACAGCGGGCAACUCUCUGCUCAUCCUCCUUAUCUUCACACAACGCUCUCUCCGCAACACUUCUAAUUAUUUCCUGGUUUCCCUUUUCAUGUCUGACUUGAUGGUGGGGCUGGUUGUGAUGCCUCCGGCGAUGUUGAACGAACUGUACGGGAGGUGGGUACUGGAGGGUGAGCUGUGCUCGGUCUGGUACUCCUUUGAUGUGAUGUGUUGUAGUGCUUCCAUCCUGAACCUGUGUGUGAUCAGCCUGGACAGAUACUUCCUCAUCAUCUCCCCUCUCAAAUACAAACUGCGGAUGACCUCUUGCCGAGCUCUCGUCCUCAUUUUCACCACCUGGACCCUGGCCGCCUUGGCUUCGUUCCUGCCCAUCGAGAUGGGUUGGCAUGAGAUGGACUUUGAUGCCCAGGCGCUCAACUCCACGCUGGAGCUGCGGGAGGAGGCGGCUCAGUGUCGCCUCCUGGUCAGCCUCCCCUACGCUCUCAUCGCCUCGUCCCUCACCUUCUUCCUGCCUUCGGUUGCCAUCUCCUUCACCUACUGCCGGAUCCUGCUGGCGGCCAAGAGGCAAGCGGUGCAAGUGGCUUCCCUCACCACCAACGUGGCGACCACCUCUGAUGAGCCAACGCAGCCCCGGGGAACUCAGAAUCCAUCAGCCAGAACCAGCGACAGCAGAAAACUCACCACCAAGCACAGUAAGAGGGCUCUAAAGGCGAGCCUGACCCUGGGGGUCUUACUGGGAAUGUUUUUUGUGGCAUGGCUGCCGUUCUUUGUAGCCAAUGUAACACAGGCGGUGUGUGAGUGUAUCCCUGCUCUUCUCUUUGAUGUCCUGACCUGGCUCGGUUACUGUAACAGCACAAUGAACCCUAUCAUCUACCCUCUCUUCAUGCGGGAUUUCAAGCGGGCCAUGGCCAAGUAUUUGCCCUGUUGCCGCCGCUGGUGGGAGCGGCGACCGAGUGUCGUCUCCUUGUCCAUGAGAAACUCCAACAGCGGCCCGCGUCUGGGCCCGGCCCCAGAGACAGGUUCGGGCGAGUCGGUGAUCCAGGUGAACGAACACAUCCUCCGGGCAGCCGGCAAGGACCAGCAAGGGGCCGGGGAGAAGGAGAUGGAGGCCACCGGAGAGGAUUCACUGCAGCUCUUCGAGUUGGAGCACACUGACCAGGAAUUCCAGGGUAACCCGCUGAACACACCGAUGGUCUAG